UGUUCUUUCAAUGGUAAAAAAAAUAUAUAUAUAUAUAUAUAUAUAUAUAUAUAUAUAUAUAUACAGUGCUUUGUUUUAAUGUUGGUCUGUUGGUGAAUUAAUUCAAUUUGAGCAUUAGCGAAACACUUCGAAUCGACGCCGCUUUGUUAUGUAACAGUCUCCCAUCAUGCAUUUCGCGCUCAGCGUAUAUAACAAUGAGGAAGUCCUCACUUGGACAGUUGGGCCGAGAAGGAGCUGGGAGCGGUGUGGAAUCUAACCGCUGCGGUUGUUUGCUUUUUGUUUAAACCGCAAACAAAUGCAGAGGAAGUGCCAUGAAGUUGUGCACCUGUGAGGGGCUUCCGUUGGUGGGGUUCUUCAUGUCGCCCCUUGUUCGGUAGCUGUAGUCGGCGUGAGCUCCGGCGACCCUGCGCGGACAUGACAGCGACCACUUCCAGCCCCCAGGGGAUGAGAGACCGGCUGCUGCAGGCCAUCGACGGCCAGAGCAACAUCUGCAACACGGUGAUGGUGGUGGAAGUUUUCUCUCUGCUGGAGAAGUACCCGAUCACCAGGGAGGUUCUGGAGGAAACACGCCUUGGCAAACUGGUGAACGACGUCCGAAAGAAAACCAAGAAUCCGGAUGUUGCCAAGAGAGCUAAGAAGCUGCUGCUCACCUGGCAGAAGUUCAUUGAGCCAGAGCGAGGAGAUGCCGACGCCAAUGGCCUCUCUGCUCCACCUCCAGUCAGCAAAGUGGGUUCAGAGUUGAAGGACCGGAGCGACUUCAACAACUGCUACUCGGCUGUUGGAAAGAAUCACAGCAACAGGAACCAAUGUGAGUCACCACCGACCAAGAAAAGCAAUAAGUAUCUGAGCGGUAAAGACAACCGCUCAGAGGUAAGAGCGACCUGGAAUCAUGGUUCAGACGUGGAGAGGCAAAGUAAAAUCCCUGUGAAUGAAAAUGGCAUCAUACCUCAUCCAAGUGCCCAUGAGCAAACUGCUCCAGUGGACGUGAGCUCCAGGACACACUGCAGGCCGCCAAGUCCUCGACAGCCCCCGGCUGGUCCCGACACACCCAGUCUUGGACCCCCCUUUUUGUCACUUCACGACUCAAGCUUCGACAACAAAGAUCCCAGUUUAUCUCUUCACGUGGUCUACAGCAACGGGACUAGAGGAAGGAAAAGCAAACGGAAAAAGAAAGACAAGGCUGCGGAGUUCGACCCCGACGGGAAACGAUGCGACUCCAAAAGCCUGAAGUUUAAAGACCGCGGGCUGAAGUUCAACCCUGUCACGGGACAGAUCAAACCCUUGUUCCACAAGAGCCCCUCACUGGCCGAGGAGCCCAGACAGGAUCCCACCCUUCAGACUCAGACCACAGAACAUCCAACCCCCGGCACACACGCGUCUUAUGACCCCCUCAAGCAGACGGUCUAUAAAGACCUGUCACAUAAUGAUAUCAUCCAGUCGUACUUCCGGCAGCAAAGCAGCUUGCUGAGCUCCGGGAGCCGAGCGGCAGAGCUGCCAAUAACAGAGGCCUUGAAUACUCACCCAAGUGCCAGUGUCGGCGAGCGACACGAGCUCGUGUCAGAGCCUCCUGCCAGCGACUUCCCUGGCCUCAGUAGAGAGGUGAGCCGCCAGGACACCGACAGACUACACACUCAGCGCUGGUCUGGGGUCAACGGUUGCCAAGACAAUAAAGGAAAUUGGUACGACUGGACACAAUGCAUCUCUCUAGAUCUGCACGGCGACAAGAGUCAGUUGAACAUCCUGCCGUACGUCUGCCUGGAUUGAGAAGAGGGACGCUGCUAUGGUGCUGUGGACAGUGAGAAUCUGAAGCAAUAACUGGUUCAACAGGACCUGAUGUCAAUCUAGUUGGGCCGCGUGGGAUUUCAAAGACCUCCUUGCACCUUAAUCCUUAACUCGACUGAAACGGUGUUAGCCUUUCCAAUGCUUUGUCUGGGUUGGAAUCCUUGCGACUCCCCCCCAGGUGAUUUAACAUUUACAUACAGUGUAUUACAAAAGGAUCUGCAACGAGUUAGUGACUUAUAAUAGGAACUGCCCGGACAAGAUACGUGUUGCUUACGUGGAGUAAAUAUAAAGGCUCCUUCAUGACUUGUCUGUUGCUCACGUCAUCCAACAGUGUCUACUACUCAAUACUGUCUUUAUUAUCCAUUCUAUUUUCAUGUGGUUUGAACGGGUAGAAACCUCCACACUCCUUGCUUUCGGUAUCCAUUACGACUUUCCCCGCCAUUGUUUGCAGACUAUUUGUAUACUGGAGUAUUGUGGAAGGAAGGAGUGACGCUGACAAUUUCGGCAAUAUUAUUUAUUUAAGUGAGCGUGAAGGGUUAUUACUGCUGUCUGACAAUGAAAGGAAGUCCAGGCAUGUUUGCUGAGUCGCCGUGAGAUUUAGCCUCGAACAAGAAUGGCAAGUAUUCAGACGGGUCUGCUGUGUCAUGGAGAUCCUGUCUUCUGGUUGUUGGAAACAGAAGGGUCACAUUUCUGCUUGUAUCUGAAGUUACUUGAAUCUGACAUGUACGAUGUCACACAUCUGAAACUGUUUUGUAUUUAAUAUAUUUGUAAAUGUUAUUUAAAAAAACAAACAAAGGAGCAGUUUGUCUACUUUUGCAUCUUUGUACUAAAAUAAACUGAAACUUGAGUUCGACA
Messenger RNA from Synchiropus splendidus (mandarinfish), 2637 nucleotides. RefSeq names its product mediator of RNA polymerase II transcription subunit 26-like. The transcript has 3 exons. Gene Ontology annotation, biological process: positive regulation of gene expression; regulation of transcription by RNA polymerase II. Bases 415 to 1764 code for a protein of 449 amino acids. NCBI's taxonomy places the organism in Eukaryota, Metazoa, Chordata, Actinopteri, Syngnathiformes, Callionymidae. Gene Ontology annotation, cellular component: nucleus; mediator complex; core mediator complex. The record is from RefSeq and is a predicted model, not a curated record. Gene Ontology annotation, molecular function: transcription coregulator activity.